UGAAACUGCAGAGAACCGCAGGAGAAAGAGCCGAAGGAGAUUGAACCUGAAUCAUCAUCUUCAACUCAUGUUUCAAACAGUCAGAUUUGUUAGCUAACUGCAAACAAAAUCAAAUGUUCAUCAGUCUAAUUUAAUCAUCAAAUCCGCCAUGGAUCGAAUCCUUAAAUCUGCACGCGCCUCUGGUUCUCUCAACCUCUCCAAUCGCUCCCUCAGCGAAGUGCCCGAUGAGGUUUACAAAAGUAUGGACGCCAUUGGCGGAGAUGAGAAAUGGUGGGAGGCUGUGGAGCUGCAGAAGCUGAUCCUAGCUCAUAAUGAAAUUGAAUCGCUGAAGGAAGAUUUGAAAAAUUUGCCUUUAUUAGUUGUGCUGAAUGUUUGCCACAAUAAACUCACGCGCCUCCCGGCAGCUAUUGGAGAGCUUCAUAUGCUGAAAUCACUUGAUGUCUCGUUUAAUUCGUUAGAGGAAAUCCCCGAAGAAAUUGGAUCGGCAGCUUCUCUGGUGAAGUUUGAUUGUUCGAAUAACAAAUUGAGCUUCCUUCCUAAUUCCCUUGGACGUUGCUUAAAUUUAGCAGAGCUGAAGGCAUCGAAUAAUAAAAUUUCCAGUUUGCCAGAAGAGUUGGCGAAUUGUUCAAAAUUAACGAAAUUGGAUAUAGAGGGAAACAAGGUGGAAAUGCUGUCUAAUAAUUUCAUUGCAUCGUGCACCAUGCUAAUGGAACUCAACGCAUCUAAAAAUUUACUAAGCAGUAUGCCAGAGAGUAUUGGGUGCCUUUCACGUUUAAUUAGGCUUGACCUUCACCAAAACAGAAUUUCAGCGAUCCCAUCAUCAAUAAAAACCUGCACGUCCCUUCUAGAGUUUUACAUGGGGAACAAUGCACUGUCUUCAUUGCCUGCAGAAAUUGGAUCGUUGACUCAGCUGGGGACAUUUGAUCUUCAGUCAAACCAGUUGAAAGAAUAUCCCGUGGAGGCGUGCAGCUUGCGUCUUUCCAUUCUUGACCUGUCUAAUAAUUCCCUGUCUGGCUUGCCUCCUGAGAUCGGCUUGAUGUCAACAUUGCGGAAACUUUUACUCACUGGUAAUCCGCUGCGAACACUUCGGAGCACCUUGGUAAAUGGACCGACACCUGCUCUACUGAAGUAUCUCCGAAGUAGAGUCCCGGCAAAUGAAGAGUCUGUAGCAACCACACCUGUGAAAGAGGAUUUCGUCAGCAUGGCUACUCGGUCAUCUCUCUCUUCAAAGGAACUUUCUUUAGUCCGGAUGGGCCUGACAGCUGUCCCAUCAGAAGUAUGGAAGUCGAGCAGCAUUACGAAAGUCAAUCUCUCAGGGAAUUCGAUUGAAGACUUACCUUCCGAGGUUCAAUCUUGCGUCUCCCUUGAGGCUUUGAUUUUGUCCAAGAACAAAAUAAAAGAGUGGCCUGCUGCAGUUUUGGCUUGCCUUCCUAAACUUUUGUGCUUGAAACUCGAUGGUAAUCCAUUAAAAAAGAUCCCAUCAGAUGGCUUUCAAGCCGUUUCCAAGCUCCAGAUUUUGGAUCUAAGUGGAACUACAGGCUCUUUACCAGAAAACCCAUCAUUUUCAAGCUUACCAGAGUUGCAGGAGCUUUACCUGAGGCGGAUGCAAAUAUCAGCUUUCCCGUUGGAGAUAUUGACUUUACAGCAGUUGCGGAUUCUUGAUUUGAGCCAAAAUUCCCUUCAAUCAAUUCCAGAGAACAUUAAGGAUCUUACUUCUCUUACAGAGCUUAACCUGUCAGACAACAAUAUUUCUUCGCUCCCACCAAAUCUGGGUUUGCUUGAACCCAGCCUGCAGGUGUUGAAACUUGAAGGAAACCCAUUGAGAAGCAUUCGAAGAGCAAUAUUGGACCGAGGAACAAAAGGGGUCCUGAGCUACUUGAAGGAGAGAAUUGUCGAGAAGUGAAGCGUUUGCACUUUUUACCACAGCUCGAGUUUCAUAUCAUCGAUAUGCUGAAUUUGAAAAGAACCGUUCUUUUUUCUUCAAGUUUUCAUGUUUCGUGUGGAGGAUAUAUAAUAUAUAAUCGAAUUCAUAUGUUGUAUCAUGGUAUUCGUUUUAGCCUGGAUCCGUUGUGAACCUAAGAAUUACUCGAUUAUUUUGGUUGAGUGUGUGUGUGUGCGUUUUUGACAGGGUUAAACUUUUGUAAUUGUUGUUGUAAACAACAAUGAAUUACCAGAUGUUGUACAAUACUUGGAAGUUAAUUUUAAUACAUAUUUCAUUUGA
This is a messenger RNA of Erythranthe guttata (spotted monkey flower), 2221 nucleotides long. Its product is annotated as Leucine-rich repeat (LRR) family protein. Gene Ontology annotation, cellular component: cytoplasm. Gene Ontology annotation, molecular function: protein binding. Lineage: Eukaryota; Viridiplantae; Streptophyta; Magnoliopsida; Lamiales; Phrymaceae. The record is from RefSeq and is a predicted model, not a curated record.